This is a messenger RNA of Oryzias melastigma (Indian medaka), 4384 nucleotides long. RefSeq names its product mitogen-activated protein kinase kinase kinase 13-B. Gene Ontology annotation, biological process: protein phosphorylation. The transcript is spliced from 11 exons. Gene Ontology annotation, molecular function: ATP binding; protein kinase activity. The coding region runs from base 1243 to 3246 and encodes 667 amino acids. The record is from RefSeq and is a predicted model, not a curated record. NCBI's taxonomy places the organism in Eukaryota, Metazoa, Chordata, Actinopteri, Beloniformes, Adrianichthyidae. Gene Ontology annotation, cellular component: cytoplasm.
GAGAGGGACCUGAUUGCAGGCAAGAUGGUGCCUAAACAUUUUUAUUUCAGCACGAAGUUUGCUUUUUCCAGUCUGUUAAACAUUUCUAAAAUAUAACUUUACACGUUUUAUUCUUUAAACUGUGCAGAAUCUGUUCCAUCUGUACCAUGUAUAUUUCUGAUGUUGUAAAUUGGUUUAGAAAUACGUUGAUUAUUUUCUCUUAAAUGCAAAACUUGUUCCUAAAAUUGUAACUAGAUUUGAUCUUUUUACUUAUUGGUACAAAAAAGAUUCAUUACCAAAACAAUAUUAUCUAAACUUUUUUCUCUGGCAAACUACCUUAAAAUUUUAAGUAAAAAAACAAAACAUCUUAGUCUUUUGGUUCUGUUUUAAAAAUGUCAUCAAAAUCUUUUCUUUUUUCCUCCCACACCUGGCUAUUUAAGAUAAUUGUGGAGUGUCACUGGCAGUCUUAGAAGCUUCCUGUCAGUGGUAUAUUUGAACCUUUCAAUGAAUCACGGUAGUAAUCACUUUUUAUAAUUUCAGUCAGCAGUUGGUAAGUGUAGUAAGUUCCCGCAGCUGAUCUCACCUGUCCUCACUUAAUGAUUGGAGCAUGACCAGAUGAUGUCAGCGGGUCAUUCCUGUCGGGUUGAGUAACUGUGUCCGCGCCCGGCCUCUCUGGAGUGUGAAUGUUUUUAGCAGCGCAGCAUGUGAGAGACGGAUUGAAGUAUCUGUAUAACCUCACUGCUAACUGAUUUGCUGUGUUCAAAACAAGCGUCUGGACUAUAGCUGUGUGUGUAUUUGUGUGUGCUGUAUAAGGAGGGCUUUAUAUAGCCACGGUUAUCCAGGAAGGAGGAAUACCCGGGAUGCCAGUGACCAUAUUUGAACGCUCCUCUGACUACAAUCUUAUACAUACUCUCUGAGCGCUCCAUCUUUUCCUCUGUGUGUGUGUACCAUCAGAAUGCAGUUACACUGGACCACCACUGUUAGGCAAUAUAACACCUUGUCUGCAGGGACAGUUGAGAUUUUCUGACUCACAGGAGAAAACUUCUCUCUCCCUUUCCAGCACUUUCUGGUUUCUUCUCCUUGACAGUUCGCUCAGCUGACUGACAACAUCCGCUCUGACCCCUCGCUGAGUCAGGUCCACUCUGCCUCGGUGGAGAUCUGUGGCUCGGUUUCAGUUGUAGACGGAGGGUGUCUCUGGUUCUUGCCUCUGUAGGGGUUGCUUGUGUGCAUGUGUGUGUUCGAGUGGAUGUGAGUCAGUAUGCCAUGUCGUCCCCUGGCUCGUCGUUUGUACAGAUAAAACAUGAGGACUUGCUUUUCUAUGAGAACUGUGGAGGAGGCAGCUUUGGGAGCGUCUACAGAGCCCUCUGGGUUUCCCAAGAUAAAGAAGUGGCGGUAAAGAAGCUUUUGAAGAUCGACAAAGAGGCUGAAAUUCUCAGCGUACUCAGUCAUAAGAACAUCAUUCAGUUUUAUGGAGCCGUGUUGGAAUCUCCCAAUUAUGGCAUCGUCACAGAGUUUGCGAGUGGAGGGUCUCUGUACGAGUACCUUUCCAGUGAGCACAGUGAGGAGAUGGACAUGGAGCAGAUCAUGACUUGGGCCAUACAGAUAGCUAAAGGAAUGCAUUACCUUCAUGCUGAAGCUCCAGUCAAAGUGAUUCACAGAGAUCUGAAAUCACGAAACGUGGUAAUUACAGCAGACAAGGUGCUAAAGAUUUGUGACUUUGGGGCUUCUAAGUUCCUGUCUCACACCACCCAUAUGACAGUAGUGGGCACGUUUCCCUGGAUGGCCCCGGAGGUCAUUCAGAGCUUACCGGUGUCAGAAACCUGCGACACCUACUCCUACGGUGUGGUGCUGUGGGAGAUGCUGACUCGGGAGGUUCCUUUCAAAGGUUUUGAGGGCCUGCAGGUGGCGUGGCUGGUGGUGGAAAAACAAGAGAGACUAACCAUCCCCUCCAGCUGCCCGGCAAGUUUUGCAGAGCUCAUGAAGAAAUGCUGGCAAGCAGACCCAAAGGAACGCCCACCGUUCAAGCAGGUGCUGGUAACCUUAGAGACGAUGGCAAACGACAGCCGGCUACCAGAUCAGUGCAACUCUUUUCUGCACAACAAGGAUCAGUGGAGGUGUGAAAUCGAGUCGACCUUGGAGCGCCUCCGAAAGUUAGAGAGGGAGCUUUACUCCAAGGAGAAGGAGCUGGAGGAGAGGGAGAGGAGGCUCAAACUUUGGGAAGAGCGGCUGAUGGAGAGGUCCAAUAUGACCCCCAGUCCCACCCCUCUGCUCAUGGACCGCUCCAGCAUCACACCUUUCUUCACGCCAAUGUCCAUCGGUUCCUCGGGCCCCUUCUUCCGCUCUCACUCUCAGGACUCCAAUGGCACCGGGGUCAGCAGCGCCGGGGUCAGCAGCGCCGGGGUCAGCAGCCUCUUCCGCACUCUCAGCAACGGAGACACGGAGAGGAGCAGCAGUGCCAUGCUGGAGAGGGGGCGGAGCUCGCUGGACAGCGGCAGGCUGCACCUCAUGCUCCGAGGUCUGCAGGGGAGGUUUGGAGGGGAGGACGAGGAGAAGGAAGGAACCGUGGAGGAAAAAACCUGGGUGCAAAGAGAACGAAAGAACAGCGGGAGCCUAGAGGGAGGAGGAAGGGUUCAGGUGACGCUCAGGAGCUUCCCUGGGGGGGUAGUGGAGACGGAGAAGAGGACGUGGGAGGAGGGGGAUGGAGACAGAGGGGGGAUGCAGAGGAGCAGAGUGACCACUAUAGUCCGAGGGUUCUCUGGAGGAUUUGGGGAGGCAGACCAAGAAAAUGAGAAGGAGGCGGGGUGGGAGAUGGAGAAACUUGGUGACAAGUUAGAUGAGAGAAGCCUUGAGGGAGGGAGGCUGCCAACCAUGUUUAAGGGUCUCCAGGGGAGUUUGGGAGACAUGCUGUCCCUGGAUAUGGAUGACAUGGGGGACAUGGAGAGGCUGGGUGACAUGGACAUGAACAUGGGGGACCUGAGCGCGAUGAAGGUGGUAGGUCACGGCGUAAGGAGCGAGCUGGGGGUCAGGGAGAGCAGGAGUGACGUGGGAGUGAUGGUCCAGGGAGUCAGAGGCGACCUCAGCGAAGCCAUUAGCCAAAAGAUAAGAGGGGAGGUGGGUGUUAUCGGGCACUCAGGAAUGCAAGUGAGCAUGCGGGCGUCCUCCAAUCAGAACUCUGUGAAGAGCUGCAGCAUGCGACAUGGAACCAAGAUCAACAUGGCCGCCGCGGCGCUGGACAUGAUGGAGCUCGACUGGUCUGACAGUGACUAGAGGGAAACUAGCAAAAAGGCAAAACACUCAAAAAGAGGCCAAACUAUAUCUUUUCAGUUCAAAAACAAUUUUUUGUCAUGUUUUUAAUUACAUUUUACACUCCUGUGUACUGUGAAAAAGCAAAAAACAUUCUCCAAUAAACACCCCCAGCUCCACAGAUCUGUAAAACAUUCAGAAAACCAGCAAUUCCGACCCUGAUUAUUUCUCAUCUCCUGUCAUAUGGAAGAGCCGAACACCCCGCUCAGCAGAGCAGAAGCUGCCGUGAGUAAUCAGUAAGUGUGCUCACACCCGACAUGUCCUGCCAUGCUUGUCCUUUGAGGAAAAACAGCACUAGAAAACAUGCACAGCCGACCAAAACUGGUCCUAUAUGUUAGAUUCCAUGAUUGUUCCUCGUGUUUUGGGGUUCUACUUUGUAGAAUUGGGUCAAAGUGAAGGAAGGAGCAGGAGACGUCAGGGAUGACUGCAACAUCAUAUGUGAGCAGUUUUGGUCCAACCAGGAAGUUCAGCUGGAAUGUUAGAUUCAUCAAGAUCACAAAUGUAGCUAAAAAUAACCCACAAAGAUUUCCUGUUUACUCCAUCCUAUUUAUGUCAGCAUGCAGUUCUCCUUCUGAACUCAGGAGUUCAUGCUUGAAACCUUAAUGCAUAACUCUACAAUUUACAGUGACAGAGAAAAGAAAUCCAUAAGAAAUCUAUCACUUGUAGUGAGUUUGGUACUCUACUGUAAUAUAUUUAAACUUUGAAGAGACAGGGAUUUUUUUUUUCUUUUAAGAUGUGACUUUUGCGGAGUGUUUUCAUGACUUUUAUAAACUUUUUAGGUGACCAGUGAUGAUGAUGCUCACACCUUCACUUUUUUUUUUUUUUUUUUUGAGAAAGUGUCUAAAAGAAGCUCAAAUUUUAUUUUCCUGUGUAAAUUUAAGUGACUGAAUAAAUUGACUAUCCAAAAAGGUACAAAAGUAAAUGCAGCGAUAACGAGGCAGCACUACUGUUUUUAUUUUGCUUAUUAUCUUGUUUGUUGAUUUAAUCUGUUCAAACAUGCUUAGACUUUAUCUAUUGUAUGAUCUUCUAGUGUGUGUAUUUUUUUUGGCAUUUUCUGUAAUAUUUGAUCAGUUUUUCAAUAAAAAAGAGCAGUCUGAUUGCA